AUGAACAGAUCAAACUAUCCCCGACGAUCAGGGCCGCUUGUACCCCAUAACGAUGUGAGGUUCAACGUUAACAUUAACUUUACGCCCAACGACUGGCAGGUUAGUCCAGGGGAAAGCCACUCAUUUCUGGAGGAUGUUCGUACAGCCGUACUCAAGUAUAGAACAACAUCACCCACCCGCUUCAGCGUCCCAAUUGAAGUGGCACAGUCUCAGUCACAGAAUUUGGGACGAUCGGAUAAGUUUCAUGGCAGCUUUGCUUUGUGGGUUGGCUUCUACAACUUCGGUAGCAGACCCAUCUUCGCUACGUGUCGCUUCAAGAGCGAGAAACGAGAAGGCGGCCGUCGUUUAACCGACAAAGUUGAGGUAUAUGGGAAGAGAAUAGGCCGAUACGUCCCUCUGGAGGAAUUCCUGGAGAAGAUGUUUCCUACUUUUAGCGAAAUCCCAGUCGGCGACGACGUCAUGUUCCAGUGGUGGAAAUCGAACGGCUCAGCUUUCAACUGGCCUGGUCUACCCACCGAGUUGAAGGAACGUAUCAUAUCCUUCUGCAUGCACCGAUCACAGCCUCGUGCUCCGCGCAGACGACCUAUCAAAGGCGCCCCAGAAGUCACCGCUCAGUUUGGAAAGUGGUCGGCCUUGCUCGGUGUGUCCCACCAAGUCCGCGCGAUAUCCCUGCGCAUGUGCUUCGUCGGCAGCAGUGACUUGCUAUAUGACAAGGGACUCUGCAUAGAUGUCAAAGGUCACCACGCCUUCAAAGACUGUAUGCGGCGCUUGGGGAAGUGCUUCCAGAUGUUGGAGCCGGGGUCUCUUCCGUCGACCGACGAGAUGCGGCGGCUUGCUGAUACGUACAAAACGUAUCCUCGGAUCUACCCAGAGUUAUCUCGAUACGCGACGUUUCGCCAUGCGAUCCGCAAGAUCAACUUUCAGCUGUCGUUCCUCGACUCGAUGCACUUCUUCAAGGUCACAGCAGGUUCGUUUGCACAGUGGUUCCGGAACUUCAAGCUCGACUACGGAAUCUUCUGCCAAAUGCCUUGUUUGAAUGAGAUUCGCAUCCAGUUGCCUGACGCGAGGGGUUCUCUGUCUGAUGGACCGUGUCAGUGGGGUCCUCAGCUAUUCUACGGCGAGCCAUUCAAUUGUCCUAGGAUACUGCAUCGGCUUAUAUAUGAAAGGGUUGCAGAGGUAUUGGCUUCGUAUGAGAACGUCAAUAUGUAUGGGUUUAUGGAUGAAGUGGAGAAGGAGAGCUUCUACAAGCUGAGGAGUGAGGAGAGGAAGAAGGUGAGGUUCACAGCGGAAGAGAUUAGGGAGCUAUACAGGCAAGAUGGAGGUGGGGUCGAGCUUGAGAAAAGUAUCAUUCCGGGUAUACAAGAGGAUGUGGUAGAAGAAUCGGAGGGGCUCGUGAUACAGGAUGCCUUUUGGCCACCGAAAUGCCGGUGCAAAGUCCGGUGCUGGAAGGUGUUGUACCCAGACACGACCUAA
Bipolaris oryzae ATCC 44560 is the source of this 1473-nucleotide messenger RNA. RefSeq lists its product as uncharacterized. Bases 1 to 1473 code for a protein of 490 amino acids. The transcript has a single exon. Lineage: Eukaryota; Fungi; Ascomycota; Dothideomycetes; Pleosporales; Pleosporaceae. The record is from RefSeq and is a predicted model, not a curated record.